Messenger RNA from Andrographis paniculata, 1037 nucleotides. Its product is annotated as protein PLASTID REDOX INSENSITIVE 2, chloroplastic-like. Lineage: Eukaryota; Viridiplantae; Streptophyta; Magnoliopsida; Lamiales; Acanthaceae. Gene Ontology annotation, biological process: regulation of gene expression. The coding region runs from base 255 to 770 and encodes 171 amino acids. The record is from RefSeq and is a predicted model, not a curated record. The transcript has 4 exons.
UAGACCUGGUCGUAGGCCUCCUAUUCCCAUCCCUGUAUCUAUACCUGAUCCAUAGCCACACUCACCUAUAUCUCCCUUUUCCCUUUUCUUCGUUGGCCGUCGCUUCUACACCGCCGCUGUCGCCGGGUGCUGUUCAGGUCUGGAAAAUAAAAAGAGAAGAAAGUAAAAGCUGACUGAACGCUGGUUCACCAGCCGUUCACCCCUCACAGUUUCUGUCUCAUCGCCAGCUUAUUCAUCUACUUCUUUUGCAGAUAAUGGCUUGUUAUGUAUCUUCAGCGCCCUGUCGAGGAUUCCUAUUCCCUAUCUCACAAUCCACCUUGAAACAACAAGUUUUUCCAUGUGCAAGUAAAGUAUAUACCGCCAUUACAGCUCAUCCUCCCUCCCAUUCUUCACUUAUCUUCACCAAGAGAUGUUACAGUGGUUUUAGUUGCAAGGCUGAAAAGGAAUACAAAUUUCCCGAUCCAAUUCCGCAGUUUGCUGAUGCUGAGACGGAGAAAUUCGAAAAUCAUUUGCGGAAGAAGUUGUCGAAGAAAGACAUAUAUGGAGAUUAUGUAGAUGAUGUCGUCGGUAUCUGUUCGGGGGUAUUAAGCGAAUUCUUGCACACAGAGUAUGGGGGGCCGGGAACAUUGCUGGUGAACCCUUUUAUCGACAUGGCAGAUAACAUAUACGAGACAGGCUUGCCGGGAGGUCCUCAAGCUGCCCGGGCAGCCAUUAAAUGGGCGCAGGCGCACAUUGACGCAGAUUGGAAAAACUGGACUGGGGAAAAGUAGAACAAUGUAAGAAUUCCAGCAAAUAUAUGAACAAAAUAACUCUAACUAGCCGUUGUAGUUGUAGUUGCAGCAGGUUUGAACUUGCCGGGGUUUUUGAUCUAACAUUUUAUUCAAAUUCCCCGCUGCAUAGGCAACCCCGCAGACAACACAUGCUAUAACAACGUAAUAUAUUGCUGUCUUCGUAAUGUAGCUCGUGAUUCGCUGCCUCGGUGCCCGUUUAAGACAAGCUUUUGUAGUUGCAAGAAUGAAAACUCAUGGGUUCAAACA